AUGUCUUCUAAAAGUGCUGGGAAGAUGGUCCUCAGGGUCCUUGGCGAUACAAGCGUUCACGCUGUCGAAAAGAUGAGUGGCAAACAUUGGAAACCCCUCAUCGUGGAUAUGUCGCAUGCAGCGAAGGAAACUUUUCCAGAAGCAGAUGCCGUUAGAUUCCACGGAAGCAAGGCGCACCAGUCUCACACCAACCCUGAUCACUCGAACGUACUCAGUUUCUCUGUAACGAAUGCGAAGGAGAAAAGGAUUGCGAGCGGCCACCUCCACGAGAACGGAAACAUCGACUGGGCCGUCGCAAGAGAGAAAGCUAAAGAUAAGGGCAAGCUAAAGACCAAAGGCAAGGGUGGGAGCUCUCGAUCCCAGUCCGACCCGAGCCUACAGUGGGAGCUUGAUGAAAAUGGACAGGUCUUGUGGUGGGACGGCGAGAACUGGCAGAAUGGAGAAUGGAACGAAGAAAAUAAAUCGUGGUAUGCGUAUUACGACGGAGAGUGGGUUGCCUUGAAGUAG
Messenger RNA from Pyricularia pennisetigena, 507 nucleotides. RefSeq lists its product as uncharacterized. The coding region runs from base 1 to 507 and encodes 168 amino acids. Lineage: Eukaryota; Fungi; Ascomycota; Sordariomycetes; Magnaporthales; Pyriculariaceae. The transcript has 3 exons. The record is from RefSeq and is a predicted model, not a curated record.